AUGCCCCAUGCUUACUUGCAUGAGAUGUCCAGCGAGGGCAUACCACGACUGGAGCCGAGGCCAUCUGCGGAGGCGCUGCCCCGCGACAUCUGCAGCUACAUCGUGAGGAACCCGACGGUGACCAUCGCGGGCGCGGCCAUCCAGGCGCAGGCGUGGGCCCUGCCGCCAGCGGCCGCCGGCGCGCUUGGCACCGCCGCGCCGGCGCCGGGGCGCACGAAGCUGAGCAGCAGGGCCCGCGCCUGGGCGCCCGCCGCGGCCGCGGCAGCACCUGCUCUGGAAGCCGCGAGGCCGUGCGGGAAGGCGCUGGCGCCGCCGGUGCCCAGCAGUCUGCCGGGCGUCCCGAAGUUCGGGUUGGCCAUGCUCCAGGGGGUCAAGGAGGCCUUGCGGAGGAACGUGUUCGUGGCAGGGGUCGACAUCGGCGCGAGCGCCAAGGGUGGCUGGUUUGUGCAGAUCGGUGUGCACAGACGCCACUUCUUCAUGAAGGAGCACGUCCUGGCCUGCGCCCAGGAGGCAGUGCUCGACGCCUUGGACGGGCUGGAGGCGUUGCGCGCCCGCGGGCCAGGCAGCGGGCGCGGCAUCCCCGAGACGGCCUUCCACUUCAAGGUGGAGUGCUCCGGCUCGGACGGCGGGCGCUAGUGGCCGGGCGUGGCCUGCCAGCCCGACCCU
Molecule: messenger RNA, 666 nt
Organism: Prorocentrum cordatum
Lineage: Eukaryota; Dinophyceae; Prorocentrales; Prorocentraceae
Source: the annotation of a GenBank genome assembly